CUUAUCCGCCACCACGUCCUGAGCCGCCCAUCUAUGCCGCCGCCGCCGACGGGUUGGCUCCUCCUCCACCCAUGCGCCCCCUCCCAAUCUCCAUAGCCUCCAACGACCAACUCCAUCUCCUGCCUCCUGCAACUAGUCCUGCCAGUGCGCCGCGUCCGCCGCCGGUGAAUGCCUUCCGCAAGGACUGCCCCUAGCCCCUCUGCCCCGGCGCUCCUCGGUCGUCCCCGUCCCUUUGCCUGGUCGCUAGGGACGUGCUGCUCCACGCCUCCUCCUGCUGGGAGCCGCCGCCGGCCGUGCCGGCUCUGGCGCUUUGCUCCGGCCAAUCCCGGGCUGCUCGCCUGCUCGGCCGGACCUUGCCGCCCAGGACUUGCUGUCAACAAAUAGCAAGCAGGCUGGGACAGGGAAAAAGAAGAGGAAGAUAUAUUUCAUUGCAAGUUUCAACACCCAGUGUUUCAGUUGGACUGAAUCAACUCCACAAAUUGGAACAACCAUAGAUUGGACCACCGCCUUUGGCUUCAAACAACCCGCCUUCAAUCUCAACUCGAGAAAAAAGACAUACAAUUUGUCCAAAAGUAUCAAGCAUUGGAUGUAAAGUGGACAACCUAUUCGGUACUGAAACCAUAUAUGUAGCAUGUAUGAAGCUGAAUCAUGCUUACAACACUGAAGAGCACAGUAACUUCCAUAAUGGAAGUAAGUAGCUGCAAUCUUCCAGGAUUUUUUAUAAAUAAAUCAGCAACAUGCCACUCACCUAAGUUGACUUUUCAGCAUAUCCUACCAUGCGCCAAUGAGGCAAGUGGUAGUGUAUCCUAAAAAUCCCCUUUUCCUGAAGGUGUAAACACAUGCAGCAACUGAUCGUGUGCAUUGGAAUGCACUGUUUGAUAAUUACUCUCUUAGGCCCUGCUUGCUAACUUUGUAAAAAUAUGCGACCGGCUACCCUUCAACAACUGCAAGUCACUUGGGGACUAUUUGGUUUCCAGCCAAAUGUUGCCAGACCUAUGGUUAGGCACACAUAAUUUCUGAGGUGAGUGAGUGUUCAGUUGGCUGACACAGUUGUGGCUUGCGACUUUACUAGUCACAUGAUUAAGGAGUAUAUUUUGGCCACACUUUUGUGGCAAGCCACACUCUGUCCCGAGGGGUAACAAUUACUACUUUUGGCUUAGUUGUGGCAAAGUAAGCUUUUAACCAAACUAGGGUGUUCAAUUGGUCUUAAGUUUCAAUACAGUAUUGUAGAUCAUCACAUAUGUUCUCUGUUUCUUGUUCAAUGAUGUCUUAUUUGACUCGUUAAUCAGUCCAACUUAAUAUCCUUUUUCCUGUUAUCCUUAGAACAAAUAGAUAUGACGUGUAUGCAGUGCAGCCCACUAAUUAUUUAGAUUGCAUUGCAAACACCCUUUUAUACAUGCUUUUCAUUUUUCAUUCAGGUGGCUGCACAUAUCCUCCAGGUUUCUGUAAUUGGGACGGAGUGUAUUUCCAGUAUGGUGAUAACUGUAUAUAUAAUAAUACUGACUGUGAUCAUUGGCCUUUUUUACCUUCUGUUGUAGCUUGAUUUUUGUAUAUGGUGCUUACCUGAGAUGCACAAGAUCAUCAAUAACAUGAUGAUAUAAAGCAGGGAAAUUAACACAGUUGUUUUUUAAAGCACCCUAUUAUAUGGUUUUUAUGCUCAGUUUGGAUACUUAGAUAGUCCAACAAUCUUAGUAGUUUUGCAGAAGGAAAGAAGUCCCUACAGCGAUUAGAAAGAGUGAAUAUUUCUAGAUAAUUGAAGGCCCUCCAUAUAUAAUAUCAAUCAUGUGUCCUGUUUUAUAUUUUUGUUUGUUCAUGUGGUGUGUGUUUCCUUUCGAUGUAGCCAGAGUUGGGAUUAUGGGGAGAAAGAUGGCAGCAUAUGUGCAAUUGUAUUGAACUGAGUGGCGUCUUUGCAUACUAGUUAAACCUACAAUGGCACAUAUCUUUUGAUGUUUUUCAAUUCAAGGUUGAUGAAAUAUUUUAGGAUCCAAUCAUUGAAUUAAAAUAUCUAUGUAUUCCAUGCUUUUCUUGCAAAAAGAUUUAGAUCAGCUCUCAUCUCUUAAAUAACACAUGUAAAGUUAUACACUGACAUAUUUUUUUGUUUCAUUACUUCGGCAUAUCAAAGGGCAAUGGAUCGAGGUUGGAUGAGUCAACCAAGAGCUAGUGCUACUUAGAAAGAUGGUGUCGAGCAAUUUCUGUCUUUUGCAUUCCAUGAUGUUCCGGCUGGUGAUAGAAUUCGUUGUCCUUGUGUAAAUUGCCGAAAUAAAGCUAUGCAGAGUUAUGAUGGAGUGAAAACUCACUUGAGAUGUGAUGGUAUUCUUCAAGGUUACACUAAGUGGGUUUGCCAUCGAGAGGAUUACAGUGAACCAUCAUUUGCAUUUGCUCAUGUAUCAGAUAACAGUGGCAAUCUAUCUAUUCCUGGCAUCCCAAGGAAUGUUGUUGGAGAAGGCAACCAUGGAAGGAUGGAUGACAUGCCAGGACUCUUAAGUGUUGUCUUUGCUAUGGCUAACAGUUGUGAAUCUUUAUCAAGAACAUCUGAUGGUGAAUUAGAUGGCGUUGAAUUUGAGAAUAUGGUACCUAAUUCAGUUGAGGAUGAGAAUGCAGAUACUCAAACAAGGAAGAAACCUAAUACAUAUGCAAGCUUCUCAGAGGAUGCAAACACGGAGUUAUACCCUGGAUGUAAAUUAUUUUCUAAGUUGUCAUUUCUCAUCACCUUGUAUCACAUGAAAUGCUUACAUGGAUGGUCACAAGAAUCAUUUGCAACGCUACUUGGUGUUUUGUCUGAUGCACUUCCACAGGCACAACUACCAAAGAAGUACUAUGAGGUACAAAAAAUCAUCCGUGGCUUAGGCCUUGACUACGAGAAAAUUCAUGAAUGCCCCAAUGAUUGCAUGCUUUUUCGAGGUGAACGAGCUGAUCAAGAGUCUUGCCAUGUGUGUCUAAGCAUAAGAAGAAACCAGCCAAGGUGUUGCGUUACUUUCCUUUGAUACUGAGUAUUCAAAGGAUCUUUGCAACAAGAAAAACAUCAGAUGACAUGCGUUGGCACGAUGAGGGUCGUACUAAAGAUGGAAAGAUACGGGAUCCAGCUGAUGGCGAGUGUUGGAAAGAUCUUGAUGCUAGAUACCCCGGUUUUGCUGCUGAUCCUCGUAAUCCGCGCCUUGGCAUUUCGAGUGAUGGAUUUAACCCUUUUAGGAGUAUGAGUUCAAAACAUAGUACUUGGCCAGUGAUGCUUAUCCCGUACAACCUAUCGCCUUGGAUUUGCAUGAAAGAAACAUCUCUAAUUUUAUCGAUGAUCAUUCCUGGACCAGCUUCCCCUGGGAAUGACAUUGAUAUAUAUUUGCAGCCACUGAUUGAUGAGCUCUUACAGUUAUGGGAUGGUGUAGACACAUUCGACGCUUCCUCGCAGGAGAUAUUUCCACUCAAGGCUGCACUGUUAUGGACUUUAAAUGAUUUUCCAGCAUUAGCUUACCUGUACGGUUGGAGCACAAGUGGUAAAUAUGGGUUUCCAUCAUGUGGUCCUUGUACAAGAUCAUUUCGCCUGAAUAAGAGUAUGAAACUUUGUUAUAUGGGUCACCGUCGCUGGUUACCACAGGGUCAUGUAUUUCGAAACCGAAGAAGGCAGGAAUUUGAUGGCACUAAAGUGACAGAAUUGGCACCGACAACUAUGAGUGGUAGUUCAGCUUUGAAAAGGUUGCAAGGCAGAGUGUUUGUGUUAGGCAAAAAAGGCAAUGUAGCAAAGAAAGCAAAGGGCGGAAAGAAGGUCAAAAACAGUGAAAAAGAAAAUGAAAUGAAUCAAGAGCCGAAGCGUAAAAGGAAGGCAGGCAACAAGAAGUCAAUUAAGAACCAAGGUAAGCCUGAGAAGAAGCCUGAGGAUUGGUUAAAAAAAUCAAUAUUUUUCAACUUGCCAUAUUGGGAACUUAACAAGUUAAGGCACAAUCUUGAUGUAAUGCACAUAGAAAAGAAUGUGUUUGAUAAUUUAAUUGGAACGUUGUUGGAUAUUGAUUCUAAAACAAAGGAUGGCCUUAAUGCACGGCUUGAUUUGGCAGAAAUUGGUGAAAAUGGAAUUCGACAUAAUCUUCAUCCUGUUGUAGAUGAUAAUGGAAAAAUAGUAUUGCCUGAUGCACCAUUUACUAUGUCUAGAAAACAGCAAGAAAUACUUUGUUCAGUGAUGCACAAUAUUAGGACCUCCGAUGGAUAUGCAUCAAAUUUUUCUAGGCAUGUCAACAUGAAAGAUUGUACAAUCUCAGGUCUCAAAAGUCAUGAUUGUCAUGUUAUUCUGGAAGAUAUUCUUCCUCUAGCACUUCGAUCCUGUUACCCACACAAAGAGGUCAUGGAAAUAGUUAUCGGGCUGUCUAAUUUCUUCAAGAAACUAUGCUCGAAAGUGUUAGAUGUCUCUGAGCUUGACGAACUUCAAGAGAGUAUUGUGAUGACACUUUGCAAUAUGGAGAGAAUUUUUCUUCCAUCAUUCUUUACUAUCAUGGUGCAUCUAAUGGUGCACUUGGUUGAAGAAGUUAAACUUGGUGGUCCAGUGCACUAUCGGUGGAUGUACCCCCUAGAGAGAUCAUUUGUUCGGCUGAAAGCACUUGUACGCAAUAGAGCAUUUCCUGAAGGUUCAAUUGCUGAAGGGUAUCUUGCCCAAGAAUGCUUGACCUUUUGUUCAAGAUUUCUAGAAGGAACUACAUGUUUUACAAGACCAUCAAGAAACCCCAAUCCUUCAGACAAGAUAAAAGAUUUGUACAUGUUCCAUAGUGCUGGUGAGCCAAUUGGAAAGGUUGUCCCAGUUGGGCAGUUUAAUAGCCGGCUUCUUAUUCAAGCACACCGAUAUGUCUUGCGACAUUGUGAUGAGCUUGCAGAUUUCCGCAAUGAAUUUGUGGCCGAAGAGAAUAGCAAACGAUGUGACUCAGCUAAUUUGACAGAAGCUGAUACCACUAAGUUAAUUAAUGAACACUUUGCUGACUGGUUGGAACAAAAGGUUUUACAGAGCGAUGGAUCAACUAUUACAGAAAAGGUAAGAGCUUUGGCUGCAAAACCCAACAGAUAUGGGGUGCGCUACAGUGGCUAUGUCAUCAACGGCUUUAGGUUCCACACGAUGAGUCAUGAGUCAGUGCAUGUCACACAAAAUAGUGGUGUAGUGAACAUUGCAGAAAAAUGGUGUUAGAUAUUAUGGCAGAUUAAGUGACAUCUUUGAAUUGUCAUACAAUGAUUACAAGGUGGUGUUCUUUAAUUGUGAUUGGUACGAUGUCUACCACAAAGUUGGCAUUCAAACGGAUGAGUUUGGGUUCACUCUUGUGAACAAGUCUCGGAAAAUACACACAGGAGAUGAGCUAGAGGAUGAUCCUUUUGUAUUUUCCUCCCAAGUGCAGCAGGUUUUCUACGUUCAAGACCCAAAAGCUGAACUAUGGAAUGUAGUAGUGGAAGUCAGGCCUCGUGAUCUUUUUGACAUGGGUGUUGACGAAUCAUCGGAUGAAACAGAUUAGAGCAUUGUGCUUUUGGUUCAGGCUGAAGUAUGGUGGAAGCUCUUUGCUGGUGUGGUUCUUUGCAUGCAACUACAAUUUUAGUUAUGGUUUUGGUAGCGGUUUACAAGCACAAAGUCAGAAUGCUUUAUUAUAGUUUGUGGUUGUAUUUUUUUUCGUACUAAUUCAGGGCACAGCCCAAGUGUACUUGGUUGUGAAUUUUAAGUUGAUUCUGUAGAAUUUCUGUUCCGGAAAUUAAGUAUCACAUUUGGUUUA
This is a messenger RNA of Triticum aestivum (bread wheat), 5726 nucleotides long. RefSeq lists its product as uncharacterized. The record is from RefSeq and is a predicted model, not a curated record. The transcript is spliced from 6 exons. The coding region runs from base 3032 to 5155 and encodes 707 amino acids. Lineage: Eukaryota; Viridiplantae; Streptophyta; Magnoliopsida; Poales; Poaceae.